Molecule: messenger RNA, 1412 nt
Organism: Daucus carota subsp. sativus
Lineage: Eukaryota; Viridiplantae; Streptophyta; Magnoliopsida; Apiales; Apiaceae
Product: flavonol synthase/flavanone 3-hydroxylase
Exons: 3
Coding region: 239-1189 (316 amino acids)
Molecular function (GO): 2-oxoglutarate-dependent dioxygenase activity
Source: RefSeq, a predicted model, not a curated record
AGAAUGACAAACCUAGAGGGGGAAUAAUUUGAGUGCUUGGAGUAUACCUAUUUGUACAUUGAGUGUGAGCAUCAAAUAAUAAUAAUUAUGUGACUGAGUUCAUCAGCAAAAAUAAUUGGUCCAUUAUUGAGCAUUGAAAACGCCGUCUUAGGUGCAUUGUGUUGAAUUCUUCCACAUAAUCUUUAGUUAAGAAACCAGGAGCGGACCACAGUCCACACUCCACAGCUCUGAGUUGAUCAUGUCAAACUCGAAUGCAAUUCCCACCGUUGAUCUCUCUCCCUUCUUUACAACAGGAGACGACGAGGGCAAGAAAAAGGCUAAAGAUUUGAUACACCAGGCUUGUUCCACCUACGGAUUUUUCCAAGUUGUGAACCAUGGGGUGCCGCUUGAACUGAUGAAUAGAGCAAUGCAAGUUUCCAAGACAUUUUUUGAGUUACCUGACGAGGAGAAGCUCAAGUCUAGCCCUGCGUCAGGGGCACCUCUUCCUGCUGGAUAUAAUAAGCAACAUGAGGACUCGGGUGACAGGAACGAAUACUUGUUGAUGUUCCCCCCUGCAUCCAAUUUCAAUGUGCUCCCUAGUAGUCCACCUGAGUUCAAGAAAGAAGCUGAAGAAUUGUUUAGCAGCUUCGUAAAGACGGGUCAGCUUUUGGAGGCCAUUGUAGCAGAAUGUUUAGGCCUUCCUUCAGAUUUCCUUAAAAAAUUCAGUGAUGACAGAAAUUGCGACUUUAUGGUGGCUUUGCGUUACUUCCUGGCAACUGACGAUGACAGCAAUGGUCUAUCCGAGCACGAAGAUGGCAAUAUAAUCACAUUGGUGCUCCAAGAUGAAGUCGGUGGCCUAGAAGUCCGAAAGAACGGAGAAUGGAUUCCUGUCACUCCCACACAAGGCACACUAGUUGUCAACUUAGGCGACGUUGUUCAGGUUCUGAGCAACGACAAAUACAAGAGUGCGACACACAGAGUGAUCACGACGAAAGGUAAAAACCGCUACUCGUAUGCAUUUUUCUAUAAUUUGGAUGGAGAAAAAUGGGUUGAGCCAUUGCCAGAGUUUACGACAUUGAUCGGAGAGUUGCCCAAGUAUCGAAGAUUCUUGUUCAAGGACUAUCAAGCUCUGAGGAUGAGAAACAAGACUCACCCUCCAUCCAGACCUGAAGAUGUCAUCCAUAUUACACACUACUCAAUUCCAACCUGAUAUCUCUGAAAUUUCAGUUUCAGCAACAAGUCUUCGGGAUAAUUAAGAUUGUGCUAUCUCGGCACACGCAAUUAGCAGCUUGGAUGUUUCAAGUCUCAACAUAUGCAUGAGAGUCAAGUUAUCAAUCUCGUUAAAUAGUGUGGGUGUGAUUUAUAUUCGUCACUUCGUGUAGAGUUUGCUUGUGCACAUUAAUAUUUUUGAUUUUUAAAUCUUUCUUGUUUAA